Aquila chrysaetos chrysaetos is the source of this 528-nucleotide messenger RNA. Its product is annotated as translation initiation factor IF-2-like. The transcript is spliced from 2 exons. The coding region runs from base 1 to 528 and encodes 175 amino acids. NCBI's taxonomy places the organism in Eukaryota, Metazoa, Chordata, Aves, Accipitriformes, Accipitridae. The record is from RefSeq and is a predicted model, not a curated record.
AUGGCGGCGGCCCCCCGCGAGGGCGCUGUGGCCCACGGCUACGGCUCGGCCGGCCCCCGCCCGCCCGCGGCCAUGCCCGGCGCCCCCGCGCGGGGCGCGCUCAGCCUCCGCCGCCCGAGCCCGGAGCCUCCGCCGCCGCCGUGCUCAGUCCCAUCUAGAGUGGGGCGCGGCGGACUCCGUCGGGGCCGGCCUGCCCCAGGGGGCGGAGAGCGGCGGGGCGGGGGGGGGGGACUCCCCGUAAGGCGGUCUAAGUGCAGGCCGGCAGCUCGCAGCCCGACUGAGGCGCCUACCGGCUCUUCAAGUCAACGCGAUUGUCAGUUAUGGCGAAUUAAGCAAGGAGGGACCGAAAAGCAGUUGGACGAAGCCAGAGAGGAGCCCCGCGGGGCUGCGUGUGCGGGAGGCGCCACUGGUGGCACUGGUGGCACUCCUCCCUCCGAGCGCUCGCUCCUGCGCUCUGCUCAGCCACGGGGCGCUGGGGGGACCCGCCGAGACCUUAGAGUGAAGGUCCUGAGCUUUUCUGGGUAUUAA